Molecule: messenger RNA, 2763 nt
Organism: Puccinia triticina
Lineage: Eukaryota; Fungi; Basidiomycota; Pucciniomycetes; Pucciniales; Pucciniaceae
Exons: 11
Coding region: 1-2763 (920 amino acids)
Source: RefSeq, a predicted model, not a curated record
AUGCUUGCAUGCUCAUUUUCCUUUGUUUUUCUGAUUCUUGCGUUGCUGCAAGCUUCGACCCUCCAAGGGUAUCGUCUAGAUCCCCGAAACCUUUCGUCUGCGGCUGCAAGCUUGGGUGGGACUAGCGCCGGCGAAGUUGAGUUCGCAACCAUCGUUCAAGGAUGGUCCGCCGUUCCCUGGGCGUUCUCGAAGUGUCGAUCGACCUUUGAAAGCCGCCCUGCGGCCAAAUUGGCCACACAGGCCAUCACCACCCUCGAAUCCUCCAUCAAGAUUGUCGUCGCCCAGCAUAGCACUUGCAAAUUAUGCCGUUCCUUGGGCACUCAGAGCACCUACUACGUCGAAUUUGAACAAAUCAUACGCCAAAUCUUUCUUAGCUGGCAAAGCGUACUUCUUGACGGAUCCCAGAAGUAUGAGCAGGAGUGGAAGACAUCUAUCGGCUUGGGCUUUAAAACCUUUGACACGUUCUUAACCACCGUAUACAACAUGUGCAUCUUCCUCCAGAUUGACCUGUCGCUGAUUUUUAAGAGCAUUCACUUGAACUACCAAUUGUUCAAUGAAGUCGGCCUCAAUCUUGUUCAAAUUCUGAAGCUCAACAUCGGUGUUAGCGCCACGGGUCAAUCACCCCAGGGGGGCAUUCAAAGCAGUACUGCCAACGGAAAGCAGCCUCUACCCAAGUUGCCAAAUACUCCUGCAUCGUCAUCCGGUACUGCCCCAGCAAAUUCUACGCUGCCUCGUGGAAGCCUUCAAAGUGCCACUUCUAGCCAAAACCAGCCUCUAACCAAUGCGGCAUCAACCCCAGCCCCCGCCCCCGGUACUGCACCGGCAAAUUCUACGCUGCCUCAUGGAAGCCUUCAAAGUGCUACUUCCAGCCAAAACCAGCCUCCAGCCAAUGCGGCAUCAACUCGAGCCCCCGCGCCUGGCGCACCAGCAAGCAACACCAGGAGUAGCCCCGCCGGAGUGAGCCCAGGCGCGAAUACCAAUUUAGGGCAGGCGGCUUCUUCGCGACCUGGUGGACAAGGGCUAUCUGUCAUCGUGCAGGCUUGGUCUGGCCUUCCGAUCGCCUUUGGAAAGGUUAAAACGAUGUUCGACCAAAAGGUUCCAGCAUCAGUGGCCUUGCAAGCUGUUGGCACCCUACACGCGACAGUCCAAUCUGCCAUCUCGCGCUUCGGGACUUGCAAAUCGUGCACCAGUUUAAAUGCUUCAGAUGCCUCUUACACGGCAUUCCAGAGGAUAAUUCGUGAGAUAUUUACUGCGUGGCAGAGCUUACUGUUAACAGGAGAGCAGCAAUAUAAAGCCCAGUGGAGCGGUUCAUUCAAAGCCGAAUUCGCUAAGUUUGACCAGUUUCUGGUUGCGGUCUACGAUAUUUCUACUUCAAUCAAACUCGACCUUCGAUCACUAUUCGUGGCGCUUCAUUUGAAUGUUGAAGUCUUUAUUAGUGCUGGUCUUAACCUUUCCGCCCGCCUGAAUAUCCCCCAAUUGAGUGGGUUUAUUGGAAGCAGACUGCAAGGUGGAUCCACUCCAGUGGCCGGCGGAGUCACUCCGAUUUCUGGAGUAGCGUCGACAGGAGUCACCCCAACUUCUGGAGUAGCAUCACCAGGCUUGAAAGGAGUUCACCCAGUGAACGCUCAGGUCACUCCAGGAGCCGGCACAUUGGAUACAGGCGCAAGCGGCUUAGGCAUGGUAAACAGCCCCGGUGAAAAGGGGCUGUCGCUCAUUGUACAAGGAUGGUCCACGCUUCCCAAGGCCUUUGCUGAUUUGCAAGCCGCCUUUGAAAGACGCGUGUCGGUGAGUGCGGCAGUCCAGGCAGUAGCUUCUUUGCAUGCAACCAUUCAAGCAUCGAUGUCGCGCUACGGAACCUGUGAUUCGUGUGCCGGUCUGGCUGCCAGUAGCCCCAGUUCGGUCAAAUUUCGGGACUUGAUUGCCCAGAUCUUCACCUCUUGGCAAAACGUCCUUGAAGUUGGCCAGAGAACCUACCAGCUCCAAUGGAAAAGCUCAGUCGGACUUGAAUUCAAGAAGUUUGAUAGUUUUUGGCUCGCCAUCAAGAACUUAUCCGCCUCUGUUCGCCUCAACCUUGGUGCCCUCCUGAGUAGCAUCCAUUUGAAAGCCUCUGCCUUUGCGGACGUGGGCAUCGACGUAGGAGCAGGAUUGCAGAUCAGCGCGGGAGCUGGCUCUGACCCACAAGCUAUGCAGCCCAGCACGUCGAAAAUGCCGGCGCACGACAUCUCGGCUCUGGUAUAUGGGUGGGCAGCUUUACCAAGCGCAUUCCUCAAAUGUCAAUCCACUUUGGAGGGCCACGCAUCGUUCAGUGUGGCAUUCCAAGCCAUUGCUUCCUUACGCGCUACCUUGCAGUCGACUAUCUCAACCUACGGAUCUUGCAACUCGUGCAACACGCCAUACCCUCAAAGCGCCCUGGCUGUCCACUUCAGAGGAAUUAUCAGUCAAAUUUUCCUAUCGUGGCAAAGAAUCAUCUCCAUCGGAAGAGCGAACUAUGCGGCUCAGUGGUUGAUUCUCUCACGCCAAUUCAAACAAUUUUCUCUGUUCCUAUCGUCAGUGAAGGACAUCUGUAGCUCGCUGAAGAUUAACCUUGGCAAACUAUUUCAAGAAAUCAACAUCAAUGCGAACUUGUUCACGGACGUUGGACUCAAUCUUCAUGCUCACCUCGAUCUCAACAUCGGCGGCCAAAUCGGCGGGGGGAGGUGCACUGGAAAUUUCCUAAACCUAGGCUUCAGCAAUUGUUUGUUUGGCGGUUUCCAUGGGAUUUGA